AUGGCUGGAUUCCUCACUACUGGCGUUGACAAAACACAAUUGCUCUCUGAAGCUAGUGAGGUUUUCUCAGAGAAAACCUUGACACAAAGCAAAUACGCACCUUCAUUCAAAGCUGCUUUCAAGGACCUUACUAAGAUAUAUAAGGAACAAAUAUCCUCAUGGUGGGAGAUUCAAUCUAUCGAGAACUACCUUAAGAAUAAAAUCGGGCCUAGAGGCCUAAGAAUUACUUUAACCCCAGCAGCUAGAUGCAGAUCUGCCUCUUUAAUAAGUAAGUGGGAGGACGAGGCAACUAAAAGUUCCCUGAGAUUCAUGCACCUACUACAUAAAGAAGAAAAAGCUAACUUGGUGAAAUUAGAAAGUAAUUUAAAAGAUCAGAUUGAACAAACACAAAAAUUCGGGGGAGAAGCGGAAUUUGCCAGUAAAGAGCUUCAACUUAAAAAUACUAUUGACAAAUUCCCGUUUCAUCUUAAAGAGCGAAAACAUCGCCAGUUUAAUAGAGACCUGCAGGACUUUCGGGAUAACCGCGUGUAUUUCACAUUGGAUCGCAAUAAUUUACAGAUAAAGCGCCCUGAAACGGAUAUUUCGUCCAGUGACACUGAGGCUUCAGAGAACGAAAGAGAAACGGGCCAGACUUAUAGAGGAAGGGGUUUUUGUGUAUUGCAACAAUCAUCUAUGAUUGCCAAUAAUAUCCAUUACAAUCUAAGCACUGUGGUGGACCAUGGAGAAACAAUCUUAUUUCAGUGUAAUGAAGGAAUGGUGGCAGAAAAUAAACUGGAAGCCAAAUGUGAACUGGGAAAAAUAAACUAUCCAAGAUGUACUGCUGCAGACAUCUGCAAGACUCCAGAAAUCCAAAAUGGAUUCCUCAAAAUUGAACAACAGGCCAGUUAUAACUCCGGUUCGUAUGUGGAAUUUGAGUGCAAUGAAGGUUACGUGAUAGAUGUCGCUAUGAAAGUUAAGUGUGAGAAUGGCCAAUGGAGUAAACUACCAGUAUGUUAUAGUCCAUGUAAAAUCUCCCCAGAAGAUCUCACUAAACAUAACAUUCAGCUACUUUCAUCUAAUGACCCAAAAACUAUUCCUGCUAAAAAUUAUAAACAUGGCACAGAAAUAAGUGUUGCCUGCAAGUCAGGAUUUAGACGACCGACUUUCAUAGAUUUGGUGCUUGAAUGUUAUGAUGGGAAAUUUAGGUAUCCAAGGUGCUUUUCUGGACGUACAUGUCGUAUAGUUCAAGAUGAUCUGGAUGAAAACAACUUGGAAUUAGAUGAAGUGCAUGAUAAUGAAGUAUUCUAUGCCGAAGGUGAAGUAAUCCAGUAUAAAUGUAAGAAUGGAUUUGAAUAUCGUGGUCGACCAACUGGAAUAUGUUCCGAACAAGCAUUGAGCUAUCCAAAAUGUACAG
Messenger RNA from Bufo gargarizans (Asiatic toad), 1393 nucleotides. RefSeq names its product coagulation factor XIII B chain-like. Lineage: Eukaryota; Metazoa; Chordata; Amphibia; Anura; Bufonidae. The transcript has 5 exons. The annotation marks the transcript as partial. The record is from RefSeq and is a predicted model, not a curated record.